GCGCGUUUACGACGUCAUCUUUAAGCUCGCGAGUGUGGCUGACAACUAGUAAGCCACACACACGUUUAUCAGUGAAUUUAAUGCUACCGGGACAGUCGCUCUCUGCAUAUUUGAUUACGUAAGAUGUCUUCACUCCUGAAGGUGGACAAUGAAAUUAAAACUAAGGUUGAUGCUUUCAGAGAACGUAUCACCUCAGAAGCAGAGGAUCUAGUCGCAAACUUUUUCCCAAAGAAAUUACUGGAGCUCGAUCACUUCCUCAAGGAUCCCAGCAUAAACAUCACCGAACUGAAGGAGAUCCACUCGGAGAUAAACCUGACGGUGCCCGACCCCAUCUUGCUCUCAAACCUCCAUGACGGACUAGAGGGGCAAAAUGCCAAAAAGCGAAAGCUGGAGGAUGGAGGUGGAGAGGAUAUGGUGAGUGGCACCAAGGUGUUCGUCAUGCCUGGUGGGAUGAUGAAGAGCAACGGAAACCUUGUUGAACUUAUUGAAAAGGUCAAGCCAGAGAUCAGGACGCUCAUAGAGAAAUGUAACACAGUCAAAAUGUGGGUUCAGCUGCUCAUCCCAAGGAUAGAGGACGGCAACAACUUCGGAGUGUCGAUCCAGGAGGAGACGGUAGCCGAACUCCGAACGGUUGAAGGGGAGGCAGCGUCUUACCUCGACCAGAUAUCAAGAUACUACAUCACAAGAGCAAAGCUGGUUUCAAAAAUAGCUAAAUAUCCUCAUGUGGAGGACUAUCGGCGCACAGUAACCGAGAUUGACGAGAAGGAGUACAUCAGCCUGAAGAUCAUAGUGUCUGAGCUCAGAAAUCAAUACGUAACGUUACACGACAUGAUCCUGAAGAACAUCGAGAAGAUCAAGAGGCCUCGAAGCAGUAACGCCGACGCUCUGUACUGAUGUUCCUCCUGCCGUCUCAGCCCCCGUCUUCCCAUCUCGUCAUGCCCCUUGAGCUCCAGUAGCCCGGCCCCAGUCUGCAGGACUACUCAACUUAGACAUUCACCUACUUCAGUACAAUCAGCUCAGCCCAGUACGACAAACAUAGCUUUCAUAGAUGGACACAUGCAACGUGUUUUUUUUUUUCUUUCUUUUUUUUUCCUGGUUUGUUUUAAUUGUAAAAUAUUUUUUCUUGUUUUAAAGCCUUUGAAGACAUAAAUAUUCUCUCAGAAAAUGGGGAGAUAGAUGAUAGACAACAAAAAGCGCUAUGUAUUUUUUAAUUUUAAUUAAACAUUUUGUCCUUGGAUCUUUGUCAAAUUCAUUCAUUUGUAGCUCUUAAAGUAAAGUAAGGUGUUGUCUGAGGUUUAUUCAUUACACCAUGCAGUGGAAACAAAUAUAAAUGUUGACGUUUUAGGCCCACAGACUUGAUGGUGUUCAGUGAUAAGUCUCCAAAGCAUCUAUUAUGUUGAGGCAUUGACUCUGCUAAAUAAAAAAACAUUUUGAUAAGA
Mugil cephalus (flathead mullet) is the source of this 1439-nucleotide messenger RNA. RefSeq names its product proteasome activator subunit 3 (gene psme3). Bases 124 to 894 code for a protein of 256 amino acids. Gene Ontology annotation, molecular function: endopeptidase activator activity. Gene Ontology annotation, biological process: positive regulation of endopeptidase activity; regulation of G1/S transition of mitotic cell cycle; regulation of proteasomal protein catabolic process. The record is from RefSeq and is a predicted model, not a curated record. NCBI's taxonomy places the organism in Eukaryota, Metazoa, Chordata, Actinopteri, Mugiliformes, Mugilidae. Gene Ontology annotation, cellular component: cytoplasm; nucleoplasm; proteasome activator complex. The transcript is spliced from 10 exons.